This is a messenger RNA of Pipistrellus nathusii (Nathusius's pipistrelle), 1257 nucleotides long. NCBI's taxonomy places the organism in Eukaryota, Metazoa, Chordata, Mammalia, Chiroptera, Vespertilionidae. The record is from the annotation of a GenBank genome assembly.
AUGAUGGACCCUGUACAGGCACAGGUGAAUGUGGAGGACGUGUUUGUGUCCUUCUCCCCGGAGGAGUGGGGGCUCCUGGACGAGGCUCAGCGAUGCCUGUACUGCGACGUGAUGCUGGAGAACUUCGCCCUUCUGGCCUCGCUGGGUUCUUGGCCUGGCGUGGAGGAUGAGAUACCUUUUAAGCAAAGGGUUUCUGCAGAAGGAGUGUCACAGGUCGGGACUCUCAAGUCAGGCCCUGCCACCCAGCAAGCCUACUCCCGUGAGGCAGGUGGCCUGGUCCUGAAAGACAUUUCACACUUGGCUGAGCACCAAGCAACACACUCUGGGCAGAAGCCGUGUGGGGAACAAUUCUGGCUCAGUGGGAACCUUCAGCACCAGAAACAGAGUCGGGGAGAGAAGCCCUUCAGAGAAGACGAGGGCCGGGCCUUUCUCGUGAACAGCUGCCCUGUCCAGCCCCUGGAGGUGCCCUCUGUGCCUGGGGAGGCCCGUGAGGACUUCUCAGCUCGCUCGGGCAGUUCCCAGCACCGCGCUCCGCAGGGUGACGGCACGUGUGUGGAGGCCUUGCGUAGUGGACAGCGGCAUUAUGAAUGCAGCGAAUGUGGGAAAGCCUUUAGCCGCAAAGACUCGCUCGUCCAGCACCACAGAGUCCACACUGGAGAAAGGCCAUACGAGUGCAGCGAGUGUGGGAAAACCUUCAGCCGCAAACCCAUCCUUGCUCAGCACCAGCGAAUUCACACUGGAGAAAUGCCCUACGAAUGUGGCAUCUGUGGGAAAGUUUUCAAUCACAGCUCAAACCUUAUUGUACACCAAAGAGUUCACACUGGAGCAAGGCCUUACAAAUGCAAUGAAUGUGGGAAAGCCUACAGCCACAAAUCCACGCUUGUCCAGCACGAGAGCGUCCACACUGGAGAAAGGCCGUACGAGUGCAGCGAAUGUGGGAAAUACUUUGGUCACAAAUACAGACUCAUCAAACACUGGAGUGUUCACACCGGGGCACGGCCUUACGAGUGCAUUGAGUGCGGGAAAUUCUUUACCCAAAGCUCCGACCUUGUUGCACACCAGAGGGUCCACAAUGGUGAGAAGCCCUACGUGUGCAGCGAGUGUGGGAAAGCCUUUAGCCACAAGCAUGUGCUUGUUCAGCACCAUAGGAUCCACACUGGAGAAAGGCCAUAUAAGUGCAGUGAGUGCGGGAAGGCCUUCAGGCAAAGGGCUUCCCUCAUCCGACACUGGAAAGUCCACACUGGAGAAAGGCCAUAG